Scleropages formosus (Asian bonytongue) is the source of this 1386-nucleotide messenger RNA. RefSeq names its product ras-related protein rab7. The coding region runs from base 469 to 1083 and encodes 204 amino acids. The record is from RefSeq and is a predicted model, not a curated record. Gene Ontology annotation, biological process: phagosome-lysosome fusion; endosome to lysosome transport. Gene Ontology annotation, cellular component: phagocytic vesicle; late endosome; lysosome. The transcript is spliced from 5 exons. Lineage: Eukaryota; Metazoa; Chordata; Actinopteri; Osteoglossiformes; Osteoglossidae. Gene Ontology annotation, molecular function: GTP binding; GTPase activity.
UUACUUGUUCACUCAAUAUUUCAGCGGCAUUGAAUCAAGUUAAAGUUUCAGAGGGCGGCGGAUUCAAAGUUUGUUCUGGCCGUGACUCCACAACAGUCCAGUUCAUCAUGAAAAAAUGUAAAGCAAUUUUCGACACCCGUGCCUUUCGUAAAUAACCUUCCCCUAACAUUUCGCCCUUAUCGUGGCUUCCAACCUCUAAUUUCUAUGUACACAGCUGAAAAGCAGGUAAAGCUAGUAGAGGUAAGAUAAGGGAACGGCGCGCGCGCCUGCGCUAAGGGCGGGAGCGCGGCCCGGCUCAACUCAAACUGCACACGCUGGGAUAAGAAUCCGCUGUUUUUUGAGACGGUGACGGGAAAGCCUGAUCUGGAGACUCUUCUUUCUCCACACGAAGCCGUGAGGGGUGGCGACCGGCGCCAGGAAAUUCGCUGAAGUGAAGCCCUUUACACGAAGGCACCGCGGGCAGCAGCCAUGUCGGAGUGGAACAAGAAACAGCUUAAAGUCGUCCUUCUCGGCAACUCCGGGGUGGGGAAGUCUUCCUUCAUGAACCAGUUUGUUAAUCAUCGCUUCACCAGCAUGUACCGGGCUACCAUUGGCGCUGACUUCUCAACCAAGGAGAUCACGGUGGACAGCACACUUGUCAUCCUGCAGAUCUGGGACACAGCUGGUACCGAGAGGUUCCAGUCCCUGGGCAAUGCUUUAUAUCGUGGGGCCCACUGCUGCCUUCUGCUGUUUGAUGUUACCUCUGGAGCCUCCUUCUCAGCUCUGAGUGGCUGGUUACAAGAGUUCCUUCUGCAGGCAGAUCCACCCGAUCCUGCCAGCUUCCCCUUUGUUGUGGUGGGCAACAAGACUGACCUGGAAAAUCGAGAGGUGUCCUGUAGGCAAGCUAUAGAAUGGUGCCAGGAGGUGGGAGCAGAAUACUUUGAUGGUAGCGCCAAGGAUGACAUCAAUGUGGACAAACCCUUCUAUGCAGCAGCCAAGGCUGCCCUACAGCAUUACAAAAAACACACUGAGGAAACCACAGGAAGUAUCCAAAUGAUCUCCAAAGAGACAGAGGAAAGACCAAAGGACAGAUGUGCUUGCUAACACCACCUCCACUGAGUGUUGGCAAAGGAAGCAGCAUUCUGCUACGCAACAUUUCAACAGCUCAGGUUUAUGAAGUCAUGGAAAAUGGACCUAGCCGAGCAGCGGAGGAAAAAUGAGGAACCCCAAGGAAUAAUGUGAGCCUUGCUUUUUUAAAAUUAAUUGUUCAAGUGUUUUUUUCCUGUGCUGUUAUUCACAAAACUGCAGAAACAUCAGCAAGGGGUGAGUGUUCAUGCACACAGCUUAAGUGCAGGAUGACUAAAGCAAUUCCUCCAAUCUAUUUUUAUCAAUCCAAGAAUGCAUGAA